This is a messenger RNA of Tyto alba (common barn owl), 4437 nucleotides long. RefSeq names its product ERBB receptor feedback inhibitor 1 (gene ERRFI1). The coding region runs from base 1422 to 2816 and encodes 464 amino acids. Gene Ontology annotation, biological process: negative regulation of epidermal growth factor receptor signaling pathway; regulation of keratinocyte differentiation. Gene Ontology annotation, cellular component: extrinsic component of cytoplasmic side of plasma membrane. NCBI's taxonomy places the organism in Eukaryota, Metazoa, Chordata, Aves, Strigiformes, Tytonidae. The record is from RefSeq and is a predicted model, not a curated record. The transcript has 4 exons.
AGACGGAUUUAUUUCAACACAAAAUUCAAGAAAAUUUACAUUCACAGUAGCAAUCCCUCCAGGCAAUACUGAAGGACAAGUGUUGCCCGUGACUGCAAAACACUCCGUCUCCAAACGCGUGGGGCAAGGACUAGCAGCUCCACCUCCCUGCUCGGGCGAAGCCGCUGCUCCCACAGACAAAGCUGCAGCACGCAGGGAGAGGAGCGCGGAGCCGCGGCCGCCACGCUCCUCGCUCACCCGAAACGGACGGGCAGCCCGCGACGCCAGCGGCCCCGGGGCGGGCGAGCGCCCCCUGGUGGCGGCGGGGGCUGCUCCUCCAGCCUCGCGCGGGUGGGGGCGAAGCGGCUCCCGAGCAGAGCGGGAGAUCCGCCGGCGGGCCCUGCGCGGCAGAUGGGCGGGGUGGCCGACCCCGGCAGGGUCGGGAAAGGGAUCAGACAGACCGUGGGGCAGCAGAACGAGUAACCGCCGCCAUCCCCCGGGAAACGGGGACUCGGUGAAACACGGAAGGACGCUGAAGCGGGAGAGGGCGGGCAGCUCCGCGGAAAUAUGAGUGCCUGACCAGGGAGAGCAAGCAGAUGACCGGGGCAGGAAAGGACGGCGAGCGCUAGCAAGCCGGGUGUCUCGGUGAAGCCAGCCGCCGCAGGGAAAGCUCGGGGCCGGCCGGGUGUCACCAGCACCGCCUCACAGCCUCUGCGUGGCGGGCGCUGCCGCCGCGGCACCCGCUGCUCCGCGCGCCGCUCUGAGGUGACCGAGCGCGAUCUCCCGCGGUGCGGUGCCGCGCCACCCCUGCGCUGGCCGCGGUUCCUCGCUCACGCCGCCGGGCCAAGCCACGGGCGGCAACUUCCCGGCCGCAGCUCGCUUGGCGAACGCGCCUCUCGCUCAGCCCGGAGGCGGCCAGCCCCGCAGGCCUGCGCGGAGGCGGGGGGAGGGGGGGACGCGGGGGCGGCGCCGCACCGGCAGCGCUGCCCAGAGGGUGCACUGGCGGCCGUUCGCGCAGACGGGCCCGCAGGAGCGGACAGCGCUGCCGGCGCCUAGGCGCCCGCCGCAGCCCCCCACCCGUGCACGGCGAGGCCCGCACCCUCCCAGCAGCGCCCGCCUGAAAACCGCCACAGCACCUUUACCAGCCCACAUGCGGCCAUCGCCCCUUUAAGGCUUUUCCCGACGACAGCGCAACGUGCGGAGGGGCGCGGCCGGGUGGGGCGGGUCUCCUUGGAGGCCCCGCCCCCCGGUAUAAGAACGGCCGUCCGCGCGCGGCGCAGCAGUGGCCGGGCACUGUCGUGGCUCGGCGCAUGCGUGUCGCGUCGGCGGACGCACGGGGACAUGCGGAGCUGCGCGACGCUGUCAGGGGAAUGAAAACUGCAGGAAACCUGUUGAGGACUGGAUUUCUAGGGCCAUAAGACAUAACCUGAGAGCAGUAUAGAAUGUCAACUGCAGGAGUUGCUGCUCAGGAGAUGAGAGUCCCAUUAAAAACUGGAUUUCUUCACACUGGUCAAGGCAUGGGGAGUCUGAAAACCUGCUGGGGUAGCCACACUGGAUUUGAAAAUACUUUCUUUAAUGUGGACCCUAUAGCAAUGGCAUAUAAUUUGAAUCCCUCAACAGAGCAACAUUUACCAUCCAUUGGGCAUUCUUCCAGCCAUGCUUCUACGAAUGACCACAGCUUUGCUGAAAGUUGCAUCCAAGUCCCAUCUCAGAAAUCCAGUUCACCUGUAAGUCCCAAAAAUGAACAGCUGAUAUCAAGAUAUGAAGACCAUCUUGUUCCUGGCUUUAGUAAACUGUCACUAACCAUGGACUGUGUUUCUGAUGAAACACCUCCUCACAUGCCAAUAAAAAGUGGGCAAAUUCAAUUUCUGUCUGCAUCUUCCAAUGACCGUAGCUCCAGGCCACUACCCCCUCUGCCUAUUUCUGAAGACCUUACUCCAGAUGAGGUUGACAGAGAGGUGGAAUUCCUGACUGGUUCAGAUACUGACUUCUUGUUGGAGGAUUAUGAACUUCCUCCUUUUAAAUCCAGUGCUCCAAGCCGGCGGAGCUUUAGGGGCUGUGGACGAAUCAACUAUGCAUACUUUGAUACUCCAACAGGACCAAAACCAGAAGAUGCCAACCCUACACAAAGCCUAAGUGGAUACAUAUCCAGUAUUUAUCCUCCUCCACAGCAGCUGCAUCGACGCUUGCGAAGGUCCCAUUCUGGGCCAGCUGGAUCUCUUAAUAAACCAAUAGUAAGACUAUCUGGACACUUAAACAGGUCUUCUCCAAACUCUGAUGAAGAUAAACCAGAGAUUCCACCAAGGGUUCCCAUACCCCCAAGGGCUCUCAAACCGGAUUACAGAAGGUGGUCAGCAGAAGUUGCUUCUAGUGCAUACAGUGAUGAAGACAGGCCUCCAAAAGUGCCCCCAAGAGAACCUUUGUCACGCAGCAAUUCCCGUACACCAAGUCCCAAAAGCCUGCCAUCGUACCUCAAUGGGGUUAUGCCUCCCACCCAGAGUUUUGCACCUGAUCCUAAGUAUGUCAGCAGCAAAGCUCUACAAAGACAAAAUAGUGAAGGAUCUUCCAACAGGGUCCCUUGCAUUCUUCCAAUUAUUGAAAAUGGUAAGAAAGCCAGUUCAACGCACUACUAUCUGCUGCCUGAAAGGCCUCCAUAUUUGGAUAAGUAUGAGAAAUUCUUCAGAGAAGCAGAAGAAAGUAGCUCUAACACAGAGGUUCAGUCCUGGUCUGGUGACUGCACAGCCACUUCAGCCCCAGCAAAACUGGACACAAAACCUAGAGUGGAUAUAGCUGGUCAUCUGAAACGAAAACACCUGUCUUAUGUGGUUUCUCCGUAGUCUGUGGGACCACAGUCUCAGUUCAGUUGUUCAGGAUGGAGCUGAGAUUUAUCAUGCUACAAGGUUCUUAAGGUUCUCAGAUAAUGAAGUAGGACCAGUUUGUCCUCUGAGAACUGGAAAGUGGAUGGUAAAGUCCUCUUAUGCUGCAUAUCUCUGAUAUGUUUCUUAAGACUGUUUUUUGUCUCUGUAUGUAUAGCUGAAAACCUACACAGGUUCCAUGGAAACAUACAGAGGGACAGUAGUCACAGUCGGCCAGUUAUAUGCUACCUAGAUGAACGUAUUUGGUAGUCACUUUAUCAAAAAAAAGAAAAUAAAUCUAGCUUUGCUUACGAGUCACUUCUAAAGCUGACAGAGCAGAUGAUACAGUACAGUUUUUACAUCAGGCAUUUCCAAAGUUUCUUUCACACAGUAAAUAUGUUGAGAACAGACUCUAUCCUCUUUAACUAGGCUAUACCAACCUGCUAAUAAGGUAACUGCAGGAUCUGAUAUCCACAUCAAGACUUGCCAAGCAUAUUGGAAGUGCGUUUCGGAUGAUUAAUCUAUUUUACAACUUAAUUUGACACUAAUAGACUUUUAAAGUGAGUUAGGUUUUGUGAUUUCUUUCAGUUGCUAGACACACUUGGCUCUGUUUUGCAGUUUUUCCUCGGAGAGACUUGGACCAGCUAUUGCUAAGCCUCUGCUGCUGCUCUUUUCCUGCUGGGUCCGAGAAACACAUGAAAGUGUCUUGAAAGCAGCAGAGGAUAUGAGCAGCUAUACAAUUGCUAUUAGGUAGGCAGUAACAACUAUGUGCUCACUUAGCAUCUGAAAUUCUGACUGUAUUAAAUACAGAAACACAGCACAAGCUGGUCUUGUGUUUUGGUUUCUGUUCAGUAUUUUAAGAGAGGAGGAGGGUAUGAGGAAAAAACACAAUUCCAUUUAUGAACAGUGUCAGUCCCAUCUCUUGCUGCUUCAGAUGCUGCUUCUUGCUGUUUAAUUUUUCCUCAUAGUGCCUCUGCAAUCCACUAAAGUUCACUGAGGUGCCACACUUGUGCAUUAGCAGUUUCUCAUGCUCAUUUUGAUUACAUUUAUCCUCUUACAGAUAAGCACAAGAGAAAGGGUGCUCGUUAACGGAGGUACAGAAGAUGAGUAUGUUCCUCCUAACAGAAAUAAACAAGCUGUUUACAGUUUAAACUGCUGAAUGAGAUGUUUGAGCUAUUUUAAAGCUUACUUUUUAUUUGUUUUAGUACAAACUAAAUGAAGGUGAAAUACAUGCUAUAGAAAUGCACUGAUAUUUCUGCAUCGUGUACAGUAUUGAAUAAAAAAUAAUUCACUUUUUAUUUUGAAUAUUGUCAUGUCUUGAGUUUAAUAAAGUUAUGAAAUACUUAUUUAUGAUACAUUUUGGUUUUUGCUUUAUUGAAUAGUGUUUUCAAUUGUGCAUUUCUGCAUUUACUGGAAAGUUCAAGGUGAAUAAUGUUAAGUAUGCAGCAAAUGUUGAAUUCAGCUUGCAUUUAAUUAAAAUCAAGAUUUCUGCAGAAGUAUUCAGUAACUUAAAUUGCACAGCCUUAAUUUCAAUUUCUCCUUACUACCUGAUAGCAUGGUGUCUUUAGUUUUGUGCUGGCAAUAAAACAUCCUGUAAGAUUAA